Messenger RNA from Closterium sp. NIES-65, 1701 nucleotides. Lineage: Eukaryota; Viridiplantae; Streptophyta; Zygnematophyceae; Desmidiales; Closteriaceae. The record is from the annotation of a GenBank genome assembly.
AUGCCGAGUAAGCCUAGCGUCGCGCAGUGCGUGGUGCAGUGCGAUGAGGAGGCCUUCCUCCGUGCGGUGUCGGCGGGAAGCAACGUGAUUCCCAUUUCCCGCCGCAUUUUCAGCGACCAUCUGACGCCCGUCCUCGCUUACCGCUGCCUUGUUAAGGAGGACGACCGCGACGCCCCCAGCUUCCUCUUCGAAUCCGUGGAAACUGCCAAUGACGGCCGAGCCAGAUCCGGUCGCUACUCGUACGUGGGAGCGCAGCCAGCGCUGGAGGUGGUGGCGAGGGGAGUGGGCCCAGUGUCCGUGGUGAACCAUGACCUUGGGAAGAGGGAGACGAUCGAGGGCAAGGACCCGCUGCAGGUGGUGCAGGAUCUCUCGGCCACCUGGAAGCCAGCUGCCUGUGACUCUCUGCCCAACUCCUUCUGCGGCGGCUGGGUGGGGUAUACGUCGUACGACUCGGUGCGCUAUGUGGAGUCCAAGAAGCUUCCUUUCUCCUCUGCACCAAUGGAUGAUCGCCACCUGCCAGACGUGCACCUGAGCCUGUACAACGAUGUGGUGGUGUUCGACCACGUCACGAAGAUAGUGCAUGUGGUGUGCUGGGUGCAUGUGGACGACUACCCCUCCGCCUCUGACGCAUUCUCGUCGGGCCUCUCCCGCCUCUCCACUCUAGUCGACUGCUUGCAGCCCGCCUCCGCCCCCGUGCUGCCGGCAGGUUCAGUGAAUCUGGACACGAGGCAGCAGGGCCCGCCAGCACAGUCCACGAUGACGCGGGAGCAAUUUGAAGCAGCGGUGUUGUCUUCAAAGGAGAACAUCCUGGCGGGGGAUAUUUUCCAGAUCGUGCUCAGCCAGCGCUUUGAGAGGCGCACGUUUGCAGAUCCGUUUGAGGUGUACCGGGCGCUCAGGAUCGUCAACCCCAGCCCUUAUCUGGCCUACCUGCAGGCACGUGGCUCCAUCCUAGUGGCUUCAAGUCCCGAAAUCCUCUGCCGAAUCUCAGGCUCGACCGUGGUGAACCGGCCACUAGCGGGGACGAGGAGGAGGGGGCAGACGACAGAGGAGGACCUGGCUCUGGAGGCGGACCUCCUGGCGGAUGAGAAGGAGGUGGCUGAGCAUGUCAUGCUCGUGGACCUGGGAAGAAACGACGUGGGGAAGGUGUCGGUGGCGGGGUCAGUGGUGGUGGAGAAGCUCAUGGAGGUGGAGCGAUACUCGCAUGUCAUGCACAUCAGCAGCACGGUCACCGGGCAGCUGCUCCCCCACCUCACCUGCUGGGACGCUCUGCGCGCCGCCCUCCCUGUGGGCACCGUCAGCGGUGCCCCAAAGGUGCGAGCCAUGGAGCUUAUAGAUGAACUGGAGGUGACUCGCCGGGGACCCUACGCGGGGGGCAUCGGGUACGUGUCGUUUGCAGGCAACAUGGAUUUCGCCCUCGCCCUCCGCACCAUGGUCUUCCCCACCUCCUCCGCUAGCCGCUCCGAUACCCUCUUUGCCUACAACAGCAGCAGUGGUAGUAACAGUGGCAGUGGCAGGGGUGGUGGGGCAGGGGCAGGGUUGAAGCGGCGGCAGGAGUGGGUGGUGCAUGUGCAGGCGGGGGCGGGCGUGGUGGCGGACAGCGUGCCGGCAGCGGAGUGGCAGGAGACCGUCAACAAGGCUGCUGCUCUCGGCCGCGCCAUCGACCUCGCUGAGUCCGCCUUUGUGCACGCUAACAGGGAGUAG